Molecule: messenger RNA, 867 nt
Organism: Chenopodium quinoa (quinoa)
Lineage: Eukaryota; Viridiplantae; Streptophyta; Magnoliopsida; Caryophyllales; Amaranthaceae
Exons: 1
Coding region: 1-867 (288 amino acids)
Source: RefSeq, a predicted model, not a curated record
AUGGUGAAUCUAUUCAAGAUUCAAUUUGCUAGUAGCAGAAAAAUCAAGAAGCAAUCCUCAAAUCUGUACCGUGUUGUGCAAAGACACGGAGAAUCCUUGAGGGACUAUCUUAACAGGUUCAACAGGGAGAAGAAUGGGAUACACAAAUGCGAUGCUCCUACAACAAUCAAAGCUUUCAGAAGAGGGUUGCUAGACCAUAGUGAGCUCUACAAAGAGUUGACCAAAUAUCCCUGUACGACCUUCGAGGAUGUGCAAGCCAAAGCUAUGGCUCAAGUCAAGUUUGAAGAAGAUGUCUAUGUAAGAAAGACCCCAGAGCCACAUCGCCAUUCAAGAAGGAACAACAAAUUUCCUUCUAGAGACCAUCGAUUCAAACCGUAUCAGCGUUCUCGCUUUAAUGAAGGAUCAGUCAAUGCUCUCGAAGAAGAAUUCUCAAAUUGGAGGGAAGAUCCUGAACUCCCACCUAAAUUGCAUGAAUAUUGUUUCAAUGUUAACCCUGCAGGAGUAAUCAGGACCCUAAACAAGAUGGGAGACACCGUACAGUGGCCCAGAAAAAGUGAGAGGUCUGGAGAGAAAAAAGAUCCAUCAAGAUGGUGCGAUUUCCAUUCAGAUAUUGGCCAUACAACCGAUGAAUGUGUUGCGCUAAGGAAGGAGGUUGCUUACUUGUUGAAGAAAGGAUAUCUUAAAGAACUCCUAUCAGACAGAUCCAAAGCCCUAGGAAGGGAAAAAGAGUCCAGACAAGGUGGCCCCCCACCUCCUCCUCCCAUUGUCAAAACCAUCUGCUUCAUAUCAGGAGGUUCAGAAGUAUGCGACCUAACAUACUCAGCGGAAGUGGCAUGCGAAAGAAAGCAACAAGGAUCGGUCCGAUAG